Messenger RNA from Magnolia sinica, 2309 nucleotides. RefSeq lists its product as uncharacterized. The record is from RefSeq and is a predicted model, not a curated record. Gene Ontology annotation, molecular function: RNA binding. Bases 237 to 1010 code for a protein of 257 amino acids. Lineage: Eukaryota; Viridiplantae; Streptophyta; Magnoliopsida; Magnoliales; Magnoliaceae. The transcript has 6 exons.
CAAAGGCCUUUCCUUUUCUUACCUUUUCUCGUCCUUCUUUCCGAACCCAGCUGGCUGAUCUUGAAUCCCUUCCUAACACACCUCUAAACUUAGAGGAGAUCCUCUAAAUCUAGUGGGGUUUUCUUUCUCUCACCACACAUAGUACCUAGGCAUUUGUUCAAGAGCUUCUAACUUUGGAGGAAGAGGAGGAGGAGAUAAAGGAAGAAGAGAAAUAGGAGGUUUUUAGAAGGGAAGAGAUGACUCCAGCUAAUUUGGCAGGGCAGUUUGGAGACACCACAUACACAAAGGUGUUUGUUGGGGGUCUAGCUUGGGAGACUCAAAGAGAAACCAUGAGGAAAUACUUUGAGCAGUUUGGUGAGAUUUUGGAGGCUGUUGUGAUCACUGACAAGAACACUGGAAAAUCCAAAGGCUAUGGUUUUGUAACUUUUCGCGAUCCGGAGGCCGCCACGAAAGCUUGUGUGGAUGCAUCUCCUGUUAUUGAUGGAAGGAGGACUAAUUGCAACCUUGCCUCUCUAGGUGUUCAGAGAUCCAGACCUUCAACACCCAAACAUGGAGGGGCCAGGAACUUGAGGGUGAUGAAUUCCUAUAAUACAGGGCAUCAAGGUGGAGUGGGAUCAGCUUUUCCUUCAGCUGCCACCUUCCCUCAUUAUGCCAUCCAACCAGGCAUUCCUUAUAAUGUAUAUGGGUACUCUCAAUAUUCUCCGGAUUACACAUAUCCUACGAGUUAUUACAAUGUGUACGGAGGAGGGGGAGGGUCCCACACCCAGUAUCCAAUGUACGGAGGGGCAGCUGGUGUGGUAACAGGCAACACUGCAUUCUACCCAUAUUUCCAGGUGGGCCAUGGUAAUGGGCCAGGACAUUACAGUAACGGGUACGGCCUACAAUACCAGCAUGUCUUUCCAUACUCAGCCGUGAAUUCAACGGCAUUCCCACAACACUAUGGUGGGCCUGUGUCUCUACCACCAACCCCUCCUUCACAAGCAGUGUGUUUUACUAUAAAACAGGUAUGAACAUGUCUUCGAUCCAUCACAGGCACAUUCCAAAUCUCUUCACUCCAGCUGCACCAGAACAACCCUCGGCCUAACCAUGGUGGUCUCUCUCUCUCUCUCUCUCUCUCUCUCUCUCUCUCUCUCUCUCUUUCAUGCACACACACACACGAGUAGACCCAAGGGUCUUCCCUCCAACUUUAGCUCCUAGGGGCUAAACCCAACCUCUAAAUUUGGAGGAGAGUCCUCCAAAUUCCAUUAGUGCAUGCAUUAGCAAAAUGGGUAGUUCUCUUGCAUUUUAGCUCAAGCCGGGCUAUACAGCAUCAACCCUCAUGUUUGUGGGGUUUCUUCAAAAGAAAAAAGAAAACGAAAACCUACACCUGUGACCAACUUAGCCAUAUCACAUGACCUAAGUUCCAAAGAAACCUAACUUUAGCCUUGGAAGGGCUAAAUCAAAGAACAAUAUCCUAACAUGGGCUUGAAAAUAAGUAAAACUCACUUCUAACCUGGGCCAUUUGAAUGGCCCACCCCCUCCAACUCUAGCCAAGCACCUCCAAAGGUAGGGGUGUUUGUGGCAAAAACUAGGGCAUGGUAUGUUCUAGUCCUAACGCUAGCCCAACAUGUGGUUAAUAACUCAUGACCUUUUGUGACCCACAUGUGCUCUUUAAUCAAUUCACCAACCUCACCUAACACACUCAUGUUAUAUUGGUGUGACUCCCACAUCUUUCCUUAGGCAAAGGGAAGAUAUUUCCAACUAAACCCAUUUCUUAUUAGUUUUUGUACACACUCAUGAUGGCUAAGCUUUGGGAGUUUUAGCCUUGAUUAAUACACAUAUAAAAGGAGAGCAAAUGUUUGUUUUUAGCACUUUAGCUCUCUCUCUCUCUCUCUCUCUCUCUCUCUCUCUCUCUCUCUAACAUUAGAACUCCAUGAUGGUUUUGGAGUUCUAUCCAUCCAUAGGAAAAUUUUCUUUCAUUCCCUCCUUAAGCUUCCCCUCCUUUAUCCUAGUGAUAUCCAAUCAAACCAUGGAGGUGAGCCUAGGGAGAUGUUUUUUGGACUCUUUGGUUCACUUCCUCUAACAUUUCUUCAAACCAUGGUUAGGAGUAAGGUCAUCUUUCUGCUCACACCCACAUCGCCUCUCUCUCUCUCUCUCUCUCUCUCUCUCUCUCUCUCUCUCUCUCAAUCAGGACUUUGACAUUUAUUAUUAUAGUGUUUGGAUUGUAAUAAGUAGGAUUAAUUAAUUGGAGACAAACUGAUUUUAUUCUCCACUCAUGAUGAUGUUAUAUGACAAAAACUUAUCACAAUGAUGUUAUUUGACAAUGCCUU